AUGGCAGAUUGUCAGCCCAUCGGAGAAAAGGGGACGUUUAAGAGAGACAUGCUCCUGGCGCAGAGACAACAGGAGAUGCUGGAGAAGCAAGAAGCGGAUCGCGCGGCCUAUUUUCAGCAGAUGAGAGACAAACAGUCGAAGAUGCUUGCGGCGUACGAGGCCGGGGUGGGCAACGAGUUGGAAAAGAAGAUGCGGGAGGACGAAGAACGUGCGAAGAGGUACCAAGCGAUCGCCGAGGAGAAGGAGAAACUGAAGAUGGAGAUGCGCGAGAAGAAAAUGAAGGAAGCCAAGAAAGCGAGCCAUGAAUAUAUCCAGAUGCAGCUGCAGGAACGGCAGAUUCAGAAGCAGCAAGCGCGGGAGGAGGAACUCGAGCUCCUUGCUCGCCUCAAGGCUCAGGAUGAAGCACUGGCGCAGAAAGAGCAGGCCAAAGUGGAAGCCAAACGCCGUGCCCUGCAGGUGAAUGCGGAGAAUUUGCGGGAACAAAUCCGUCUCAAGAAUGAGGAAACACCUUCGCGUUAUGCUCGUGACCAGAUGAACGAGGUGGAACGCAAGUUCAACAAGACUCGGCUUCAAAAGGCCUUGACCGCACGGCAGGAAGUCCUACGCAAAGCUGAGACUGAGUCUGAUAAAGCCUUGUCCGCACGAUAA
This is a messenger RNA of Cladocopium goreaui, 648 nucleotides long. NCBI's taxonomy places the organism in Eukaryota, Dinophyceae, Suessiales, Symbiodiniaceae. The record is from the annotation of a GenBank genome assembly.